Messenger RNA from Gastrolobium bilobum, 1550 nucleotides. Its product is annotated as glycine-rich cell wall structural protein 1.0. The record is from RefSeq and is a predicted model, not a curated record. The coding region runs from base 133 to 1266 and encodes 377 amino acids. The transcript has 8 exons. Gene Ontology annotation, molecular function: RNA binding. Lineage: Eukaryota; Viridiplantae; Streptophyta; Magnoliopsida; Fabales; Fabaceae.
AGGUUUUAGAGAGAAAAAAAAACACUUUAUAAUCUUCUAUCGUCUUUCUCUUCUUUUUUUCAUACUCUCGCUUAGGGUUUUAAGCUUAGGGUUUCCCAUUCCCAUUCUCUCUCUCUCUCUUCCCAAACAACCAUGGAUAGGUACCAGAAAGUUGAGAAGCCUAAACCUGAAUCUCCCAUCAACGAGAAUGAGAUCCGAAUCACUACCCAAGGCGCUAUCCGAAACUACAUCACCUACGCCAGUUCCCUUCUUCAGGAAAAGCAUGCAAAGGAGAUUGUCUUGAAGGCAAUGGGACAAGCAAUCAGCAAGACAGUUGCCAUUGUAGAGAUUUUAAAGAAGAGGAUUGCGCUGCACCAAGAGACUGCAAUCAGUUCAGUUAGCAUAACAGAUGUGUGGGAACCCAUUGAGGAGGGUCUUGUACCUGUGGAAAUGACUCGACAUGUCUCUAUGAUCUCAGUCACUUUAUCAACUAGAGAACUAAACAAAAACUCUCCUGGUUAUCAAGCUCCAUAUAAUGUGGAACAACCAAAGCCACACUUCAAUUAUCAGCAGCAAGCUAUAAAACCUGCACAUGGUCCUUAUGAUGCUGUAAAUGAAGUCUCGUAUGGCCGAGGUCGAGGUCGUGGUAGGGGUAGAGGGAGAGGAAGGAAUUGGGGAAGGGGUGGUUAUGGAUAUCAAGGUGGUUAUGGAAAUUAUCAAGGUGGAUAUGGGUAUUACCAGGGUGGAUAUGCAAAUUAUCAAGAUAAUGGUGGGUAUUCAAAUCGUGGCCGAGGGGGUGGGCGUGGAAGAGGUUGGGGGUAUCGUGGUUAUGAAGGUGGCAGAGGAGGUUAUGGUGGCAGAGGUGGAGGUGCAGGUUACGAAGGUGGCAGAGGUGGAGGGGGUUCUGGUUAUGAAGGUGGUAGAGGUUCUGGUUACGAAGGUGGCAGAGGUGGAGGUGGUUCUGGUUAUGAAGGUGGUAGAGGUUCUGGUUACGAAGGUGGCAGAGGUGGAGGUGGUUCUGGUUACGAAGGUGGCAGAGGUUCUGGUUACGAAGGUGGCAGAGGUUCUGGUUACGAAGGUGGCAGAGGUGGAGGUGGUUCUGGUUAUGAAGGUGGCAGAGGUGGAGGUUAUGAAGGAGGCAGAGGUGGAGGUUAUGAAGGAGGCAGAGGUGGAGGAGGUGCUGGUUAUGAAAGAGGCAGAGGUGGAGGCAGGGGAUAUGGCCGUGGUAGAGGACGAAUGGGUGGACGAAUGGGUGGACGUUCAAGGGGUGGUGGCAACCAGGCAUGAUAGCAAUGGAUGCUAUUGAUUCUUGCUAAAUGCUUGCCUUGACCAGUGCGGUUAGUGUUUAUUAGAAUGCUGUGUUGAUAGUGUGAUGUGGCUCAUGAUCCUGCAUUAUUAAGCAGUAUUUUAUGUUUUGUCAUGAAAUUGAUACGGGGCAAGGUUUUGUUCAUCUUUAGAUUUAGCUGGAAAGCAUCUUGGUUUUAUGAUUGCUGUAAUUCAUUUCAACUUUUAUGGUUGCCAACACCAUAUUUUUAUCUGUAUCUGGUUUUUAUAUGGUUUUUUUUAAUCAA